AUGGCGCCCCCUAAGUCUGCCCUAGACUUCCUAGAUUUUGUCAAUGCUUCCCCUACGCCUUAUCAUGCAGUCCGAUCCUCCAUCGAACGCCUAGAGAAAGCCGGAUUCUCAUCCAUCAAAGAGCGGGACAAUUGGUCCUCGACCCUCCGACCUGGCGGUAAAUACUACAUGACCCGAAAUGGUUCGACCAUUGUAGCGUUCGCGAUAGGAGCAAAAUGGAAACCGGGAAACCCCAUUGCUAUGUUAGGUGCUCAUACGGAUUCUCCGUGUUUGCGCAUUAAACCCGUUAGCAAGAAGAGCAGUGUUGGGUUUAUGCAAGUCGGCGUCGAGACAUACGGAGGCGGCAUCUGGCAUAGUUGGUUUGACAGGGAUUUGUCCAUCGCCGGCCGUGUUCUAGUCAAAGAUGGGAAGGGAAACUUCGUACAAAAGCUUGUUAAAGUCGAUCGCCCGAUUAUUCGCAUCCCAACUCUAGCCAUACAUCUCGAUCGCUCAUCCGAAUUCAAUCCAAACAAGGAAACUGAAUUAUUCCCGAUCGCCGGCAUGGUGGCUGCCGAACUAAAUAGGACCGGCCAGACGGACGCCCCCAAGACAUCAGAGGCGAAGGCCAAUCCCGAUGAAGCGUUCCAGCCACUCAAGGAAAUUACCGAACGUCACCACUCGUAUAUCAUUGAAAUAAUUGCUGAGAAUGCGGGGGUGCAAGUCACAGACGUGGUCGACUUUGAGAUGGUUCUCUACGACGUACAGAAAUCUUGCCUAGGUGGCUUAAACGAAGAGUUCAUAUAUUCUGCUAGGCUCGACAAUCUGAACAUGACCUAUUGUAGCGUCAUGGGCCUGAUAAAUUCCGUCUCAUCUAGUAGCCUCGACAACGAGAGCAGCAUUCGUCUGAUUACUUGCUUUGACCACGAAGAAAUCGGAUCGACGUCGGCUCAAGGCGCUAAUUCCGACCUUCUGCCAGCAGUUGUCCGUCGACUAUCUAUUCUUGCUGGUGGUCGUCAUGGUGAUUCAGGAUCUGAUAAGUCAUGGGAACAUAUCAGUUCUGACCCAGAUAUAGACUUAUCCACUGCUUUUGAGCAAACUAUGGCAGCAUCGUUCCUCGUCUCAGCUGACAUGGCUCACUCGGUUCAUCCCAACUAUGUUGGUAAAUACGAGUCACACCACCAGCCAGAGAUAAACAAAGGCACUGUCAUCAAGAUCAACGCGAAUCAGCGUUAUGCUACCAAUUCGCCUGGCAUUGUCUUGUUGCAAGAGGCAGCAAAGCGUGCGGGAGCCCCUCUACAACUUUUCGUCGUCAGGAAUGAUUCACCCUGCGGAAGCACAAUCGGGCCAAUGUUGUCUGCGAAAUUGGGUGUGCGUACUUUAGAUUUAGGAAAUCCCCAGCUCAGCAUGCACAGCAUUCGUGAGACAGGAGGGACUUACGACGUAGAGCAUGCCAUCAAAUUGUUUGAGGCAUACCUAUCACAUUAUUCCGACCUUGAGGCUAAGAUUUUUGUUGAUUGA
This is a messenger RNA of Hypoxylon trugodes, 1497 nucleotides long. RefSeq names its product peptidase. The record is from RefSeq and is a predicted model, not a curated record. Gene Ontology annotation, biological process: proteolysis. NCBI's taxonomy places the organism in Eukaryota, Fungi, Ascomycota, Sordariomycetes, Xylariales, Hypoxylaceae. Gene Ontology annotation, cellular component: fungal-type vacuole. Bases 1 to 1497 code for a protein of 498 amino acids. The transcript is spliced from 3 exons. Gene Ontology annotation, molecular function: metalloaminopeptidase activity; zinc ion binding.